AUGUGCGACUCCGGUGACCUCCAGUGCCCAGCAGCCCUCAACCAUCUCUGCUACGAGUAUGCAGCGUUCGGAGACAUUGAGAAGGUCGAGAUGGCGCCAGGACGACCUCCGAAUCGGUACUUCUAUGUCCGCACGAGACGUGAGUGCGAAGAUCCGGGCAGGAUGGCAACCGAUGUUGUUUACCAGGACUAUUUCGUUAGAAGUGGUGAGGACGAUGCGGACCUCCGGCUGCGACACGAGUUGUUUCCCCGCGUGGCUGAGAGGCUUUCGGCUUACAAUGACGAUCUUCGCAGAGGGGCUGCCAACAGAGAGACGAAUGGGCGUGUCGUAUUCGUAGCUGUACCGGAGCCAGUUGCCCCUACUCGAACGGCACUGUUAGAUUCAGACGAUGCAUCGGUCGGAGCGAUUUUGGGGAUGCCACGGGUGAAGUCGUCAAACGGGCUCAGGACUUGUGCCGGCUGUGCAGCUUUCAGUGCGGCACUUCGAAGCUGCUCACGGCUUCUCAGCGACGAUUCACCUGGUGUAGCUGGGGAUGAAAGGGUAGAGGUGCCGGGCUGGGUGAGCCGUCACAAGAACCAUUGGGAUGAGGCGGACGAUAUUGAUUACUUGGUUGACCACGUGCAUCCAAAACUGUCGAAGUUCAGUCUGCUGCUGGAGACAGGACAGGGUGUAGCAGUCGCAGACAGAGCCUUGACACUGCUUGCAGAGCAUCGCGAAGCGUACGCCUUACUACCCAAACAGCUGACUCAUGGUGACAUGGGCUUGGGUAACGUAAUGAUCUCUGUCUCGGAUGCAGAUAGCAAGCCUCGUAAAGCAACUGCUUGCAUUAUUGAUUUCACUCCGUACGCAACAGAGUCGCACCUUUAUGCCUUUACAGUUACGCUAUAUUGGACCUUCCUUUAUGGUCCGCUGUGCAGUUGUAUUGGAGAGUCGCCCAGCUUGGACGAAGCGCGAAUGCGUUCAUCUGUGGCCGCAUAUCUAAGCACAGCAGCUUCUUUUGAUUUGCCGGAUCUCCGACACAUGUGGUACAUCAUGUUCGUCAAAGUGGCAUGUCGCAUGCUGUUUGUCCCUGUGCUGUGGGCAGAAGCCGAUGUAGCAUUUCCGUCAUUCGUUUCUGCAGACGCCGUGGAAAAGUAUGUACGGGUUCUGGACUGGGUGAUGCGGAACCAAGCGCUGCUUGAGAACAUCCUAGACGUCGACGUGAACGCUCUGUUCUGCGAAAUUCGUCCGAGCGGCCCAGAGCGAGGGCGAAUGGCCAAGGAAUGCUCCAUCGACGAGGGAGCCUUUGGUGCCAUCGUGGUGCCCGCUUCCUUGAGUUCCAGCCUCCGCGAGGCACUUGGGCGGUGGUGCCGCGAGCGACAGCCUCUGACACUAUAUGAGCCGGAGCCCGCUCCUGAAGAGGCACACCAUGCGCUCCACCUGAGCAAGGACGGAGCUGCCAUUUUGAAGUCUCUCACUGCUCCGCUGGGACCCUUCGAUGAAGCGGAUUUGCACACUUGCUUGAGCACCUCCUGGGUGGAAGCGCAAGUGGAUUCGGACGUUGUCGAGCUCUUGGAGGCGCUGCUUCGCGUCUGCACGGAGCUACAGCAGGAGCUGGGGUGCUGCCCGGUUCGGUGGCUGCCACAUCUCCGCCCUAGCUCCCUGCCUUGUUGCAGGCGCUGGCGGGGAGCCAGUAUCCAGGCCUGGAGGCGACGUGCUGCCGCGUCGCCGCUCCCAAGGUUCACCUUCUGUGAGCUGUUCGCGGGCAUCGGUGGCUUUCGCCUGGGGCUCGAGGCCGUAGGUGGUCGCUGCGUCUUCGCUUCCGAGAUCAAAACAGCGGCGCGGCGGACGUACAUGCGAAACUUUCCAUCAGACGAGGGGGCGGCUCCGUUGGGGGACGUUCGUUCCAUCUCUGCUGACGACUUGCCUGCCUUCGAUCUCCUCGCCGCCGGCUUUCCUUGCCAGAGCUACACCUGCUACAACCCCGACUCUGCCGGGCUGGACUGUGCAAAAGGGGAGCUGGUGUGGGAAGUCCUUCGACUCUUGAGAUGCUGCCGACCGGCUGCCGUGUUGCUGGAAAACGUGCAGGGCUUGGUCAACCACAGGUCUGGAAACGAUCUGGCGCAGAUUGUGGCGCAGCUUCGUGGAGCAGGGUAUGCCGUUGGCUGGCGCAGCCUCGAUGCACGCAGAUGUGUGCCCCAGAAGAGACUUCGUGUGUACAUUGUCUGCAUUCGCCAAGAUCUGAAAGACUAUUAUGUGGCAAGACAGAGCUCGGUGCCUUCACCGGAAGAUGCUGGAGUCGUUCGAUUCGGCGGCGAGUCCAAGGCUUUGGGCGACUCGGUGAUCGAUUGGGCGAAGUUCGAAGCUGCUGCAGCAGAGCAAAAGCCGAAGACGUUCCACGAAGUUCUGCAACCGCAAGCCAGCGCAGACACCUUCCUGACGGCAGCGCAGUGGGACAAGGCUGCAGCACGCUCCGUCGUGGAAGAAGAGGGGAGUGAGGAGCUCGCACGUCGCAAGCGGUUGCUCACAUCGGAUGCAGACUGGGCAGGGGCCCUUCGUUCAACCUACCGCUGUGACUGGCGGCGGGCCUCACAGUUCGUGGCCUCGGAGACCUUGCCCCGCUUCUUCACCACGAGAGAGUGUGCACGACUGAUGGGAUUUCCGGAGACCUACGAGAUCGACAGUGGGAACGGGUUUUACAAGCAGAUUGGGAAUGCGGUGGUGCCAGAACUGAUCUCACAGCUGGCUCUGGGAGUGCUGCAGACCAUAAUGCGCUGA
Symbiodinium necroappetens is the source of this 2757-nucleotide messenger RNA. The record is from the annotation of a GenBank genome assembly. Lineage: Eukaryota; Dinophyceae; Suessiales; Symbiodiniaceae.